Messenger RNA from Onthophagus taurus, 790 nucleotides. RefSeq names its product pro-resilin-like. NCBI's taxonomy places the organism in Eukaryota, Metazoa, Arthropoda, Insecta, Coleoptera, Scarabaeidae. The record is from RefSeq and is a predicted model, not a curated record. Gene Ontology annotation, cellular component: extracellular matrix.
GCAUAACGAUUCAGUUCAUCCAAUAAUCAACAAGCAUCAAUAUGAAGAUCAUCAUAGUUUUAGCCAGUCUUGUCGCUGCUGUUUUCGCCGAACCCCCAGUUCCAAGCAGCAGAUAUUUGCCAAGCACCAGAUAUUUACCGAGCGUUCAAACUAACUCGUUUACUUCCCCAAGUACUCAAUAUGGAGUUCCUAGUUCAGUAUUUUCUGGACGUACUUCUGGAUAUGCGAAGCAAAUGAACUACAACUCCAUAAGCAAUGCUUAUUUACCAGCGUCAUAUUCUAGAUCUGGAAAUUCUUAUGAAGAUGACCAUUCUGAACCAGCUAACUACAACUUCCAAUAUGACGUCCAAGAUAACCAACAUGGUAAUGAUUACGGCCAUGAAGAAACCAGACACGAAGAUAACGCCCAAGGAAAAUAUUCCGUUGUGCUUCCCGAUGGAAGAAAACAAACUGUAGAAUACACCGCUGAUUCCGAUGGAUUUAAACCAAAAAUUUCUUACGAACAAGUUUCUAAUGGUUACAAUCGUAACUUUAAUGGGUAUAGCAACGGUGGUUACAGCAAUGGUAAUGCUUACAAUAACAAUAAUGGAAAUAGCUACAACAGUAAUCAACACAAUGCUCAAGUAUACAACCAUCAAGAAUCUUACACCAAUGAAGAGGGAGGUUAUAGAUACUAAAUAAUCAUUGCUAAUUAAGGCCAGUACUUCAUCACAUAGGACUAAGAUUUUGAGAGCUUAAUUUUGUAAGCAUUGUAUUUAUUGUAAUAAUAAAUAAAGUGCAUGUAAAAUAA